CAGAACUGACGCCUGGAGUGCAACCAGACUCCAGUUUGCACCAUGUCGGACACGACGGUCUUCCUCGUCCUCUUCCUCGUCUUUGCGGCGCCUUUCGCUCUCUAUGUGCUGGUAGCGCUCGUGCUCGCGCUUCUGCCGCCGACCAAGCUCCACCCGUCGUACGCCGGCAAGCACGUCUUGAUCACGGGCGGCAGCCAAGGCCUCGGCCGCGCGCUCGCGCUCCGGCUCGUUGACGCCGGUGCCGACGUCACGAUCGUGGCACGCAGCGUCGACAAGCUCCAAGCCGUCGUCGACGAGGCGCAGAAGAGCGCGACGCCGGGCCGCGGCCGCAUUGCGUACCAAUCGGCCGACACGCGCGAUGCGGCGUCGGUGCAGUCGGCCGUUGUCCAGGCCGAGACCGUGUUUGGCCCGAUCGAGAUUCUGUUUCCUGUUGCUGGCAAGGCUGUGACGGCCAAGUUUGACGAAAUCUCGCUCGACGAACACAAGGCGGCGCUGGACCUCAACUACUUUGGCACGCUCAACACGGUCGAUGCAGUCUUGCCGGGUAUGCGGGAGCGCGCGCGCGGCUCGAUCGUCUUUAUCACAUCGGGCGCGGCCCUCGCGACCUACGUGGGAUACGCAGCCUACUCGCCGAGCAAGUACGCGGUCCGCGGUCUCGCCGAGUGUCUUCAUAACGAACUCGUGGGGUCGGGCAUCUCGGUGCACAUUGCGUUCCCUGGUCAGAUGGACACGCCCGGGUACGCGGCGGAGAUGCUUACCAAGCCUACUGAGUGCAAGGCCAUUGAAGCCAACGACACGCUGUAUACGCCCGAGGCCGUGGCCAAGUCGAUCUUGCGGGACCUCCAGAACGGUGAGUACAGCAUGUACUGCGGCGACCUCGGUAUCCGACUUCUCGGCGUCGCUACGUCGGGCUUGAUGCCGCGCACCAACUGGGCCCUCGAUGUGCUGCUCUUUCCGCUUAUGGUUCUUAUUGCGUGGUUUGUGCGCAACGACUGGGCCAAGGCCGUCAAAAAAGGUCUGCGCAACUGAGCAAAACUCCUUCGUCUCGCGGCGCAGAGACUCCGCGUCGUAGUACAGUGUAAUCCAUGAACAUGCAUUCUGACAACGUUGGCGAC
Molecule: messenger RNA, 1115 nt
Organism: Saprolegnia diclina VS20
Lineage: Eukaryota; Oomycota; Saprolegniomycetes; Saprolegniales; Saprolegniaceae
Exons: 1
Coding region: 43-1029 (328 amino acids)
Biological process (GO): sphingolipid biosynthetic process
Cellular component (GO): endoplasmic reticulum membrane
Molecular function (GO): 3-dehydrosphinganine reductase activity
Source: RefSeq, a predicted model, not a curated record